Debaryomyces fabryi is the source of this 966-nucleotide messenger RNA. It is a transcript of the gene CAF16, whose product is annotated as putative ATP-binding cassette family ATPase. The transcript has a single exon. The coding region runs from base 1 to 966 and encodes 321 amino acids. Gene Ontology annotation, molecular function: ATP binding; ATP hydrolysis activity. The record is from RefSeq and is a predicted model, not a curated record. Lineage: Eukaryota; Fungi; Ascomycota; Pichiomycetes; Serinales; Debaryomycetaceae.
AUGACAGAUAACACCAACGACCAUACAUUAGCGGUAGAAACCAUUGACUUAACGUAUAAGUUCCCUUCAAACAAUAGAAUAGGAUUACAGGAUAUUAACCUUCAAAUUCCAUGGGGAUCAACUAAUUUACUCCUCGGACAAAAUGGUGCUGGGAAAUCGACUUUAUUAAAAAUCUUAGCAGGUAAGACUUUAAUUAAACAAGGAGGACUAAAACUAGGAGGAUUCGACCCAUUUGAUUUUUCGAAGGAAAGAAACGAAAAGCAGAAUUCUGAUGUCAAUAAUUUAAUUACUUAUCUAGGGACCGAAUGGGCAGCCAAUCCUGUUGUUAAAAGAGACAUCCCUGUGAACUUAUUGGUAUCUUCAAUUGGAGGAGGAACUUAUUCCGAAAGAAGAGACGAAUUGAUUAGAAUUAUGGAUAUUGAUCCUGAAUGGUCAAUGGCAUACAUUUCUGAUGGUGAGAGAAGAAGGGUUCAAUUAGUGAUGGGUUUAUUAAAACCAUGGAGGUUAUUAUUAUUAGAUGAAGUUACAGUCGACUUAGAUGUGGUAGUUAGACAAGAUUUGCUUAGUUUCUUGAAGAAAGAAUGCAGACUUCGUAAUUGCUGUGUAAUCUAUGCUACACAUAUUUUUGAUGGAUUAGGCAAAAACUGGUGUGAUAGAAUUAUUCAUUUAAAUGAGGGAAUGAAGGUGGACGAUAUAAAUAUGAAUGAUAUAGAGUUCGUAUCCAAAAAGGAGAAUCUGCAGAGGGCCAAUGACAAAACUAUACAAGUAGAAUUAGCAGAAUCAUUACACCCUUUGGCAUUAAAUUGGUUGAGAGAAGACUUGAGAGAAAGAGGAUCGAGAGAAGAAGAGAAGACGAAAAUGGCCAAAAGGCAGGAUGAUUGGAAUAAUGCAAGAGAAGAGAAUUAUUUUGAUGGGAAUGAAUCAAAACUCAAGGAUUACUUUAAGGCAACUAGAAGUGCUAAAUAA